CUCCAAUUGUAUAUUUCAUCCCACGGUAACAAAAAAGAAGAAGCUGUCACAGCCACACACACACGCAAACACGACUCGAGUGUGAUUAGCUCGGUCGUGGACUAGUUUUCUCGGCGGAUUUGCUUCUUGUGCCUCCGAAGUGACGUAGGAGGGCAGUGAAUGGGAAUAUCAGUAGCGGGUGGAGAGUGAGACGUCAACCUGUCCACUCUCGUAUCUCCUCCAAGGCCAUCUUAUUCCACUUUUGAGGACGUUUUGGGAUUGGACACUAAACAAGAGCACCUCAAAAGCCUCCUUGUUGGCCCCCCUUUCCCCUUUCCUUCCUAGUAGAGGACUCUCGUAGCAAAAAAAAACCGUCCAGAAUGGCCCAGAUACUGCCCAUACGAUUCCAAGAACAUCUGCAGCUGCAGAACCUGGGUGUCAACCCAGCCAACAUUGGGUUCAGCUAUCUGACCAUGGAGUCAGACAAGUUUAUCUGCAUUAGAGAGAAAGUGGGCGAGCAGAACCAGGUGGUGAUUGUGGACCUGUCCGACCCAACCAACCCCAUCAGGAGACCUAUUUCUGCUGACAGCGCCAUCAUGAACCCCACCAGCAAGGUCAUUGCCUUGAAAGACGCUGCUAAGACUCUGCAGAUCUUUAACAUAGAGAUGAAGAGCAAGAUGAAGGCUCACACAAUGACUGAAGAGGUCAUGUUCUGGAAGUGGAUAUCGGUAAAUACCGUUGCCUUGGUGACGGACACGGCCGUCUAUCAUUGGAGCAUGGAAGGGGAUUCCCAACCAAGCAAAGUAUUCGAUCGGCACGCCAGUCUAACAGGAUGUCAGAUUAUUAACUACAGAACUGACGAACAACAGAAGUGGCUGCUGUUGAUAGGGAUUUCUGCUCAGCAAAAUCGUGUGGUUGGGGCAAUGCAGCUGUAUUCCGUGGAGAGAAAAGUGUCCCAGCCAAUAGAAGGUCACACUGCUGCAUUCGGGGAGUUUAAGGCAGAGGGGAACGGCAAACCGUCCACCCUCUUCUGCUUUGCUGUGCGCACACAAGCUGGAGGGAAGCUGCACAUUAUUGAAGUUGGUCAGCCACCUGCAGGAAACCAGCCAUUUGCUAAGAAAGCAGUGGAUGUGUUUUUCCCCCCUGAGGCCCAAACAGAUUUUCCUGUAGCUAUGCAGAUUGGAAGUAAACAUGGUGUGAUAUAUUUAAUCACCAAGUACGGUUACAUUCACCUGUACGACCUAGAGUCAGGAGUGUGCAUCUACAUGAAUAGAAUCAGCGCUGAAACCAUUUUUGUCACAUCGCCUCAUGAAGCCAACUCAGGAAUUAUCGGUGUCAACAAGAAGGGACAAGUAUUGUCAGUAUGUGUUGAAGAAGAAAAUAUUGUCAACUACGCCACCAACGUCCUCCAGAAUCCCGACCUGGCCUUACGAAUGGCUGUGAGAUCCAACCUUGCUGGUGCUGAGGAGCUUUUUGCCAGGAAGUUCAACACAUUGUUUGCCCAGGGAAGUUAUUCUGAGGCAGCAAAGGUAGCUGCGUCUGCACCAAAGGGUGUUUUGCGGACAGCAGAGACCAUUCGUAAAUUCCAGAGUGUGCCAGCCCAACCAGGUCAGGCUUCUCCACUGUUGCAGUACUUUGGUAUAUUGUUGGACCAGGGUCAGCUCAACACAUUUGAGUCAUUGGAGCUGUGCAGGCCUGUCCUGCAGCAGGGCCGCAAGCAACUCCUGGAGAAGUGGUUAAAGGAGGACAAGCUGGAGUGCUCAGAAGAGUUAGGAGAUCUAGUAAAAGCAUGUGACCCAACCCUUGCGCUUAGUGUGUACCUCAGAGCUAACGUCCCCAACAAGGUCAUUCAGUGCUUUGCUGAGACAGGCCAAUUCCAGAAGAUAGUCCUGUAUGCCAAAAAGGUUGGUUACACCCCUGAUUGGGUGUUUUUGCUGAGGAAUGUGAUGCGCGUCAAUCCGGACCAGGGACUGCAAUUUGCCCAGAUGCUGGUCCAGGACGAAGAACCGCUGGCCAACAUCAACCAGAUUGUAGAUGUUUUCAUGGAAGGCAACCAGAUCCAGCUAUGCACAUCUUUCCUGUUGGAUGCUCUAAAGAACAACCGCCCAGCUGAAGGCCACUUACAGACACGCCUGCUUGAGAUGAACCUUAUACAUGCGCCGCAGGUAGCAGAUGCUAUCUUGGGGAACCAGAUGUUCACACACUACGACCAUGGCCACGUUGCUCAGCUGUGCGAAAAAGCUGGCCUUCUGCAGAGAGCUCUGGAACACUACACUGACCUUUAUGAUAUCAAACGAGCUGUGGUGCACACGCAUCUUCUCAACCCUGAGUGGCUGGUGAACUUCUUUGGCUCUCUGUCGGUGGACGACUCCUUGGAGUGUUUGAGAGCCAUGCUAUCGGCCAACAUUCGGCAGAACCUGCAGCUUUGUGUGCAAGUGGCGUCCAAGUAUCACGAGCAGUUGGGGACUCAGGCCCUCAUGGAGCUCUUUGAGUCCUUCAAGAGUUAUGAGGGCUUGUUUUACUUCCUUGGCUCGAUUGUGAAUUUCAGCCAAGAACCCGACGUUCACUUCAAGUACAUCCAGUCAGCCUGCAAGACAGGACAAAUCAAAGAAGUAGAGAGAAUCUGCAGAGAGAGCAACUGUUAUGACCCAGAGAGGGUUAAGAAUUUCCUCAAGGAAGCCAAGCUGACAGACCAGCUUCCUCUUAUUAUUGUGUGUGACCGCUUUGACUUUGUCCACGACUUGGUGCUCUACCUCUAUCGCAACAGUCUGCAAAAAUACAUUGAAAUCUACGUACAGAAAGUUAAUCCCAGUCGAUUGCCAGUAGUAAUAGGAGGCCUGCUGGAUGUGGACUGUGCAGAGGAUGUCAUUAAGAACUUGAUAAUGGUGGUCAGAGGGCAGUUUUCCACUGAUGAGCUUGUGGGGGAAGUGGAGAAGAGAAACAGGUUAAAACUUCUAUUGCCAUGGUUAGAGUCACGAAUACAUGAGGGCUGCGAGGAACCGGCCACCCACAAUGCUCUGGCCAAGAUUUACAUCGACAGCAACAACACGCCUGAACGCUUUCUGAAAGAAAACCCGUUCUACGACAGCGCCGUGGUUGGACGCUACUGCGAAAAGAGGGACCCUCACCUGGCCUGUGUGGCUUAUGAAAGAGGCCAUUGUGACAUGGACCUCAUCAAGGUGUGCAACGAGAACUCGUUAUUCAAGAGUGAGGCUCGUUAUUUGGUACGGCGGAGAGACCCCGAACUUUGGGCUAAUGUGUUAGAAGAAAACAACCCCUACAAGAGGCAACUCAUCGAUCAGGUGGUACAAACUGCUUUGUCAGAGACCCAAGACCCAGAGGAGGUAUCGGUCACAGUCAAGGCAUUCAUGACUGCCGACCUGCCCAACGAGCUGAUUGAACUGCUGGAGAAGAUUGUGCUUGAUAGCUCUGUUUUCAGUGAACAUAGAAACCUUCAAAACCUUCUAAUUUUGACCGCCAUCAAGGCGGACCGCACUCGCGUGAUGGAGUACGUCAAUAAACUUGACAACUACGAUGCCCCCGACAUUGCUAAUAUUGCUAUCAGCAAUGAACUCUUUGAGGAGGCAUUUGCCAUUUUCAAGAAGUUUGACGUGAACACGUCAGCCAUACAGGUUUUAAUAGAACACAUAAGCAACCUGGAUCGAGCCUAUGAGUUUGCAGAGCGCUGCAAUGAAGCUGCAGUGUGGAGCCAAUUAGCUCGGGCCCAGCUGCAAAGAAAUCUGGUUAAAGAGGCCAUUGACUCAUACAUUAAAGCAGUGGACCCUUCAGCCUACAUGGAGGUUGUUAAUGCUGCCAGCAAGAACGAUAACUGGGAAGAUUUGGUCAAAUUCCUGCAGAUGGCUCGUAAGAAAGCACGGGAAUCCUACGUGGAGACAGAGCUGCUCUUUGCUUUGGCUAAAACAAAUCGUCUGGCUGAGCUGGAAGAGUUUGUCAGCGGGCCCAACAAUGCUCACAUCCAGCAGGUUGGCGAUAGAUGUUACGAGGAGGGAAUGUAUGAUGCCGCUAAGCUUUUGUACAACAACGUGUCAAACUUUGCUCGUCUGGCAUCCACACUUGUGCGCCUGGGAGAGUACCAGGCUGCCGUGGACAGUGCCAGGAAAGCCAACAGCACACGCACAUGGAAGGAGGUUUGUUUUGCUUGCGUGGACGGCGAGGAAUUCCGUCUGGCGCAAAUAUGCGGCCUCCACAUUGUGAUCCACGCUGACGAACUGGAAGACCUGAUCAUUUACUAUCAAGACCGCGGCUACUUUGAGGAGCUCAUCGGUCUGCUGGAGGCGGCGUUGGGCCUGGAGCGUGCUCACAUGGGCAUGUUCACUGAGCUCGCCAUCCUCUACUCCAAAUUCAAACCACAAAAAAUGAGAGAGCACUUGGAGCUCUUUUGGUCCAGAGUCAACAUUCCGAAGGUCCUACGUGCAGCUGAACAAUCUCACUUAUGGGCCGAGCUGGUUUUUCUUUACGACAAAUAUGAGGAGUUCGACAAUGCCGCCAUCACCAUGAUGUCUCAUCCGACUGACGCGUGGAAAGAAGGCCUUUUCAAAGACAUCAUCGCAAAGGUGGCUAAUGUCGAGCUGUACUAUAAAUCUCUUUCCUUCUACUUGGACUACAAACCUCUCCUGCUUAACGACCUGCUGAUCAUUCUGUCUCCACGGCUGGAUCACAAUCGAGCUGUCAACUUUUUCACCAAGGUGAACAAACUGAAGCUGGUCAAGCCUUACCUGAGGUCUGUUCAGAAUCACAACAACAAAUCUAUUAAUGAAGCACUCAACAACCUGCUGACUGAGGAGGAAGACUACCAGGGUCUGAGAGCAUCCAUCGACGCUUAUGACAACCUUGACACCAUCUGCCUCGCCCAGAGGUUAGAAAAACACCAACUGAUUGAGUUUCGACGCAUUGCUGGUUAUCUGUACAAGGGGAACAACCGCUGGAGACAGAGUGUGGAGCUUUGCAAGAAGGACAAACUCUACAAGGAUGCAAUGCUCUAUGCUGCAGAGUCCAAGGAUGCUGAGCUAGCAGAGACUUUGUUGCAGUGGUUCUUGGAGGAAGGCAAAAAGGAGUGCUUUGCCGCCUGCCUGUUCGCUUCCUAUGACCUGCUUCACCCAGACGUGGUGCUGGAGCUUGCCUGGAAGCACAACAUUGUGGACUUUGCCAUGCCCUACUUCAUUCAGGUCAUGAGAGAGUACCUCACAAAGGUUGAUGAAUUUUCGCCGAAGGUGACGGUGGACAAACUGGAAGUAGCUGAAAGUGAACGGAAGACUGAGGAGGAAGUGACGGACCCUCAGACCAUCGUGUUUGGCCAGCAGCUGAUGCUGACCAACUCUCCUGCUCCAGUGACCCCCCAAGCACCGUACACAGGCUACAGUUACCAGGCCAACGCUGCGGGCUACCCUGCUCAACCUGCCUAUGGCUUCCCCAUGUAGAAGGAUUUGGGCCGUCCACUUCCUCCUGUUGCACGUGCACACACACACACACACACACACACACACACACACACACACACACACACACACACUUUUGAAGCUCAACCGAACUGAGCUGCUCUGGGUGUCUUGAACUGAAACCUCACCUGCAAACCAGGCACCACGCUUCUUCACUGAAACUGCAAUAAGGCCCCCCUUCUCUCUCCAUGCCCUACAUGUAUUUAAGCUCUCUUCAAGGUUGAGGAAUGGUGUCAACGCUGCCCAUCCCUUAUUUGGGACAUAAUCGAUUAAUCGUGCACUGAACUGCAGAGCAAACGUCUCCUCCGCCUUGUUGCUCUUACAUGUUGACUUUCAUCAACACAACUUCAGCCUUAUAUUUGCAGAACAUAGCUCACGCUCGGCAUACUGGAGAGACUGUUACUGUGCAAUAGCUUUGUUUUUCUUUUCACAAAGAUUGUUUCUAAGCAAGCUCAUGUUGUUUAUGUUCUGUGGGUGUGUACAUGUGUGCGCAUGUGUGUGUGUGUGUUUGUUCAGCCUCUAACGCUGCGGAGCGCUACAUCACACAACCACGAGUAUUUCCACUCCUCCCUCCAGCUGAAAAUCCUUUUCCCGGGACACAGCGGUCAGAAUCCUGUUCAUUGCAAAGUUUCAAGAGGACUUUAAAAAAACCAAAAAAAACAGUUGAACCGGUUUAACAUAAGCGCUACGUGUUGCAGUCUGUGCAUGUGCUGCCAAACUAAAAUGCUGAAAGCAGGAGCACAAUUUCAGUUUUACUCAAAAAUAUAUCAAGUAUUAAUACAGCAACUUUGUCACUGGACUAACAAAACAUUUGGGGAUGACAGUUUGCUGGUGUCCCGGUGCCAGUCGAGUCAUGAUAACCAUUGCAUUUAAAGCAGUGAGUAAUUUAAGAUAUAUAUUGAAAUAUCUAACUAAUGAAAAUAAUUAUUAUGGAACAACAUAUGUGUUGUCAAUAGUGUUGUUGUAGUCGGAAAAGCGUAAAGACAUUUUUUUUUGUAAGAAAAUGGGAUAAAAUAUGGCAAAAACAGCAAGUUAAUAAAUGCUUCAGAGGCAA
Nerophis lumbriciformis (worm pipefish) is the source of this 6489-nucleotide messenger RNA. It is a transcript of the gene cltcl1, whose product is annotated as clathrin, heavy chain-like 1. Gene Ontology annotation, biological process: receptor-mediated endocytosis; intracellular protein transport. The record is from RefSeq and is a predicted model, not a curated record. Lineage: Eukaryota; Metazoa; Chordata; Actinopteri; Syngnathiformes; Syngnathidae. Gene Ontology annotation, molecular function: structural molecule activity; clathrin light chain binding. Gene Ontology annotation, cellular component: clathrin coat of trans-Golgi network vesicle; extracellular exosome; clathrin coat of coated pit.